AACACUCAGUAAAAGAUCCCUAAAUUGUUGUACUACUGUCAUUCUCAUUCACAAACACACGGUGUUUCAUUCCAGGAUCACUGACGUGUACGGUCCAGAUUUAAAACCCACUCAUUCUUAGAUUCAUCUUCGCAUCACAAUCACAUGUCCCUAUAAAAUCUCUUCUCUCCCCAAACUUUUCUCUCUUCUUCAUUCGUCACUAUUAAAUUAUUACUAUUUAACUGUUAUCGUUUUUUUUCCUUCUCAUUAUUAUUUUUUAUUUUUUCUCUCUUCCUUUUCAUUCUUCAAUUCCUCGAUUAUUGCUUGACGAUUUCUCAUCGGAUCUGAAAAUUCGAUCUCGAUUUCCGAUCACCGGAGACUCAAUCCACCGCCGCCGCGAAACUCGGAUUCAUUGUAACAAUAUCGCAUCGUUUUAAAUCUCACGAGAUCUAAUUGAAAUUGAAAAUUUGCAACCCUAAUUUAAUCACUGACCUAAUUUCACAAUUUCGAAACCGAUUUACGGUUUCAGUGUUGUAUUUGUAUUGUGUUGUGUGUGAUUUGUGUAAUUCAUGGUUUUUGGAUCGUUUUUGGAUUGUAAUAAUUCGAAAAACUUGGAAGAGAUGGGGAAAGAGGUUGAGGAUGUGGAAGAGGGUGAGAUUUCUGAUACUGCUUCUGUUGAAGAGAUUACUGAAGAGGAUUUCAAUAAACCAGAUGUUGUUAAGGUGAAUAAUAAUAAUAGUGAUAAGGUUAAAAGUGGCAGUGGUGGUGGUGGUGGUGGUGAUUCUAGGGUUUGGGCUGUUCAGGAUUUGUAUUCAAAGUAUCCUACUAUAUGUCGUGGUUAUGCUUCGGGAUUGUAUAAUCUUGCUUGGGCACAAGCUGUUCAGAAUAAGCCUUUGAAUGAUAUUUUUGUAAUGGAACUUGAUUCUGAUUCUAAUGUUAAUGCUAAUGCUAAUAGUAACACUAGCAGUAACAAUGAUGGUGAUUUGAAUAAGCCAUCAAAGGAGAUUGUGGUGGUGGAUGAUGACGAUAAAGAGGAAGGGGAAUUGGAGGAGGGGGAGAUUGAUGCUGAUGAUGAUACAGACUGUGUUAUGUUGAGUGGUGAUGAUUUUGAGACUGUUUCUGAGGUGCUUGGUAUUAAGGCUGUUUUGGAGGGUAUUACUGUUGCUAAUGUGGCUGAACCGUUUGCUGAAACUUGUACUAGGAUUCAGGGUGUCUUGUGCAGCAAAGUGUUCUCUGGACUUGCUGGUUCUGAAAAAGAUAAUCUUGUCUGUUUGUCAUUCAAUGCAAUUAAAGUGGUUUAUUCUGUGUUCUGCUCCAUGGAGCAUUCACAAAAGGAAGAGAAUAAGGAUAAUAUAUUAAGAUUGCUUUCUUUUCUGAAGAAUGAACAUGCUCAUUUAUUUACUCCGGAGCAUAUCAAAGAGAUUCAGGUCAUGAUUAAUGCAAUUGAGUAUGUUGAUGCUUCGGGCAAUAGUGAUGUUAUUGGCAAGGAGGAAAAAUUGGAGGCCCUUGAUAAAACUCAGGAAAUUCUAGGUUUAAAAGCUAGUGAAUUGAUUUCUUCUAGUAAGCUUGUCCUUGAUAACUUGACAUAUCCAUCUGAAGUCUUUAAAUAUGGACAAAGUAAUAUUAAAAGCAGAGGAGUUAUGCUCCCUCUGUUUGACCUACAUAAGGUCCAUGAUUUAGACAGUUUACCGUCACCCACACGAGAAGCUCCAUCCGGCUUCGCUGGGAAUAAAUUGUUUUCGGUGGGAGAUGGGGUUGAUAGAUUUGGGUUGCCUCCUGCUGUUAAGACAGAGGUUGAGAAGAUGGAACUGGACAAUAAAGAUUCUAAGUUUCACAACUAUGAUACCGAUGCUUUGAAAGCUGUUUCAACAUAUCAACAAAAGUUUAGUCAAAGUUCUUUUUUUACUGAUGAUAAGUUUCCAAGCCCAACUCCUUCAGGUGACUGUGAGGGAGGGGUUGUUGAUACCAAUGAUGAGGUCUCUAGCGCUUCUGUAACUUCUUUGCUAACAAGCUCCAGGCCACCCCCCUUGGAUCCGAUGCCUGUUUCUUCUUCUUCCACCGAUAAGUCAAGCAUGCAUGGAUUAAUGAAUUCUAGAAUUGAUGCAGCAGUUUCUGGGUCUUACCCAGUGAAAAAUUCAGCAAAGAGUAGGGAUCCUAGGCUUCGUUUCAUUAAUUCUGAUGCAAGUACUUUAGAUCUUAACCAGCCUUUACGGGCAAAUAACAUGCCUACAGUGGAAUAUCCUGGAAGAGUAAUCUCAAGAAAGCAAAAAACUGAAGAGUCUUCAUUGGAUGCUACUGCUCCCAAAAGACUUAGAAGGUCUUUGGAAAACUCCGAGCACAAUACCAGAGCGGAAAGAACUGUGGCCGGAAAAGGUGGUUGGUUUGAAGAAAGUACGGUGGCUGAACUCGAAAGGACUAUGAAUACCAGUUCUGGUAAUCUGACCGUGACAAGUGAUGGAAAUGAGCAGGCACCUGUUACAGGUUGCAGCACCGCAGCUUCUUUACCUGUUGUACAAAAUAUGGCUGUAAAUCCAACCAUUUUAAUGAAUAUACUUUUAGACCAACAGCAGAGAUUAGCAGCAGAAGCCCAAAAGAAACCUGUUGAUUCUGCCACAAGUAUAUUGCAUUUAACAAACUCAAAUUCAGCAAGGGGGAAUACUGGUUCAGCAAUGACUGCUGGUCUUCCGCAAAGUUCUGUUGGAAUUCUUCCAGCUUCAUCACCAGCAACUUCCACGACACAACCCCUACAAGUGGAUUCUGGAAAAAUUCGCAUGAAACCCCGGGACCCACGUCGCAUUCUCCAUGGAAUUAGUACUCUCCAGAAGAGUGAGAAUUUGGGGAGUGAACAAUCCAAAGCAAUUGUAUCCCCUACGCCAAAUAACCAGGGAACUGGGGACAAUGUCAAUGCCCAGAAGCUUGAUGUUAGGGCUGCGGCAAAGUUGGCACCUAUUCAGUCAAUUACACAACCUGAUAUUACUCGACAGUUUACCAGGAAUCUGAAAAACAUUGCUGAUAUUAUGUCUGUUCCCCAAGAACCAUCAACUAACCCUCUUGCUACUCAAAAUGUUUCCUCUGCAUCUGUUCCCUUUACAUCAGAUAGGGCUGAGCAGAAAUCCAGCGUUCCUAACUCUCAGAACCUGAAAGAUGGCGUAGGAUCAGCUCCUGAAACAUGUGCAUCAGGUUCCUCUCGACCCCAGAAUACUUGGGCUGAUGUUGAGCACCUUUUUGAAGGUUACGAUGAGAAGCAGAAAGCUGCCAUACAAAGAGAGAGAACUAGGAGGCUUGAUGAACAGAAUAAAAUGUUUGCUGCUAAGAAGCUGUGCCUUGUGUUGGACCUAGACCAUACACUUCUUAAUUCUGCUAAGUUUGUGGAAGUUGAUCCUGUGCAUGAUGAGAUAUUGAGAAAGAAAGAAGAACAAGACCGUGAGAAGCCUCAAAGACAUCUUUUUCGUUUUCCUCAUAUGGGAAUGUGGACUAAACUCAGACCUGGAGUCUGGAACUUCCUUGAGAAAGCUAGUAAACUCUUUGAGAUGCAUCUUUACACUAUGGGAAACAAGCUAUAUGCUACAGAAAUGGCAAAGGUGCUUGAUCCAAAGGGAGUAUUGUUUGCUGGUAGAGUUAUUUCUAGAGGUGAUGACGCUGAAACAGUUGAUACUAAAAGCAAAGAUUUGGAAGGCGUUUUGGGUAUGGAAUCAUCUGUUGUAAUUAUAGAUGAUUCUGUGAGAGUCUGGCCUCAUAACAAACUGAACCUUAUAGUGGUGGAAAGGUACACAUACUUCCCUUGUAGCAGACGUCAAUUUGGGCUUCCUGGCCCUUCUCUUCUUGAGAUUGAUCACGAUGAGAGACCUGAUACUGGAACUUUGGCAUCCUCUUUGGGGGUUAUUGAGAGAAUACACCACAACUUUUUUGCUUCUGAAUCCUUAGAAGAAGUGGAUGUUAGAAAUAUCCUAGCUUCAGAACAAAGGAAAAUUUUGGAUGGUUGUCGUAUAGUAUUUAGUAGGGUUUUUCCUGUUGGCGAAGCCAAUCCCCACCUUCAUCCAUUGUGGCAGACAGCUGAACAAUUUGGUGCUUCUUGCACAAACCAAAUUGAUGAUCAGGUUACUCAUGUAGUUGCCAACUCCCUUGGGACUGAUAAGGUGAAUUGGGCUAUGGCCAAUGGAAAGUUUGUUGUUUAUCCUAGCUGGGUGGAAGCAUCAGCAUUGCUUUAUAGGAGGGCGAAUGAGCAAGAUUUUGCCAUUAAAUCUGAAAAAACCACCUAAUCCUCUAAAAUACAUGAAAUAUAAUCAAGAAUCACAAUGAUUCCGGGGUGUGUGAAUUAAUUAGGUCAGAAUUGGUCGGGGGAGACCCCUGUCCAUCGGUGGUUAUUGGUGAGUGGGUUAUUUUUUUACUAUGUUACCUGGCCAGUUGCUGUUGAGUUAUGGGAGAAUGUAAAAAUGCCCUUUGAUUCUUGGGAUUUUGCUACUGGCUUUGGUGGCUAAGGUGGGCUGAAAAAAUGAGUUGAUUGCUAGGACUAGGUGAGUGAUAUUGUGAAGGAUGAGACUUAUGAGAAACUGAGAUGGUGACAAGAGUGAGGGAAAUAUACUUCUGCUGACAGAAUAAUUAAAGGCCUCUGCAUUUAGAGUGGUAAAAUAUAUGGAAGAAUUCAGACUUAAGGAAAUAUUGACUAAACCUAAUUUAGGGAUAAAAUAUUCCUUGAUUAGUACUUGAGUCUAAGGAGAUGAGGACGCUAAAACGACGAAGUCAGGAUUUUUUGGAGGGAGUAGUUGGUCCAGCAGAGUGAAUUUCUUAUAAUUGAAUCUAUGUAUCAACAUGUGAAUGGUGGUUAAAGUUUUUAGGGGAUUAAAUUGAUCACCAUUCACCACUCCCUCCCCCAAAACAAAUAAAGUUGGGCAGGUGGGAGAUGAUAGAAAGUUUGUCUAAAAGUCUAACCAUGAAUUUGUAGUCAAAAGUCAUUUACCUUGUUGGUUGCUUCAGCCUUCUAUUUAUGAGGGGAUUGCCUUUAAAACAAA
This is a messenger RNA of Trifolium pratense (red clover), 4988 nucleotides long. Its product is annotated as RNA polymerase II C-terminal domain phosphatase-like 3. Gene Ontology annotation, cellular component: nucleus. The transcript is spliced from 12 exons. Gene Ontology annotation, molecular function: RNA polymerase II CTD heptapeptide repeat phosphatase activity. The record is from RefSeq and is a predicted model, not a curated record. Lineage: Eukaryota; Viridiplantae; Streptophyta; Magnoliopsida; Fabales; Fabaceae. Bases 549 to 4238 code for a protein of 1229 amino acids.